UCCCGGCACCUCCCUCCCUCUCCAUCCCUCCCUCCACCCUCUCGCCAGCCCUGGGCUCUAACUGCAGCAAGCAGAGACAACUUCUUCCUCUCUCAUCACCAGCGCCCACCCUGACCCUGGCCCACACUUGAUGGUGACCUGCAGGCCAGCCAGAAACAUGAGGCUGGCCCACACUCUGCUGCCCCUGCUGCUACAGGCCUGCUGGGUGGCCGCACAGGACAUCCAGGACUCCAAAGCUAUUGCCUUCCAAGACUGCCCUGUGGAUCUGUUCUUCGUGCUGGAUACCUCGGAAAGUGUGGCCUUGAGGCUGAAACCCUAUGGGGCCCUGGUGGACAAGGUGAAAUCCUUCACCAAGCGCUUUAUCGACAACCUGAGAGACAGGUACUACCGCUGUGACCGCAACUUGGUUUGGAAUGCGGGUGCGCUGCACUACAGUGACGAGGUGGAGAUCAUCCGAGGGCUCACGCGCAUGCCCAGUGGCCGCGACGAGCUCAAGGCCAGCGUGGAUGCGAUCAAGUACUUCGGCAAAGGCACCUACACGGACUGCGCCAUUAAGAAGGGGCUGGAGGAGCUGCUCAUAGGGGGCUCCCACCUGAAGGAGAACAAGUACCUGAUCGUGGUGACGGAUGGGCACCCUCUAGAGGGCUACAAGGAACCGUGUGGGGGCCUGGAAGACGCAGUGAAUGAGGCCAAACACCUGGGCAUCAAAGUCUUCUCUGUGGCCAUCACACCUGACCACCUAGAGCCACGGCUAAGCAUCAUCGCCACAGACCACACAUACCGGCGCAAUUUCACAGCCGCUGACUGGGGGCAUAGCCGCGAUGCAGAGGAGACCAUCAGCCAGACGAUUGACACCAUUGUGGACAUGAUUAAAAAUAAUGUGGAGCAAGUGUGCUGUACCUUUGAGUGCCAGGCUGCCAGAGGACCUCCUGGGCCCCGAGGUGACCCUGGCUAUGAGGGGGAACGAGGAAAGCCUGGUCUUCCCGGAGAGAAGGGAGAAGCUGGAGACCCUGGAAGACCUGGGGAUCUUGGACCAGUCGGGUACCAGGGUAUGAAGGGAGAAAAAGGGAGCCGCGGAGAGAAGGGCUCCAGAGGACCCAAAGGCUACAAGGGUGAGAAAGGCAAGCGUGGCAUUGACGGGGUGGACGGCAUGAAGGGGGAAACGGGGUUCCCAGGACUACCAGGCUGCAAGGGCUCUCCAGGAUUCGAUGGCAUUCAAGGACCCCCAGGUCCUAAGGGGGAUGCUGGUGCCUUUGGCCUGAAAGGAGAAAAGGGUGAAGCUGGAGCAGACGGUGAGCCUGGGAGACCAGGGAGCUCAGGGCCACCUGGAGAUGAGGGUGAUCCGGGAGAGCCUGGUCCCCCUGGAGAGAAAGGAGAGGCCGGUGACGAGGGGAACGCUGGCCCAGAUGGUCCCCCUGGAGAGAGGGGUGGCCCUGGUGAAAGGGGACCUCGGGGGACCCCUGGUGUGAGAGGCCCAAGGGGAGACCCGGGUGAAGCUGGACCACAAGGUGACCAAGGAAGAGAAGGCCCUGUUGGCAUCCCUGGAGAUUCGGGUGAGGCUGGCCCCAUUGGACCUAAAGGAUACCGAGGUGAUGAGGGUCCUCCAGGCCCUGAGGGUCUCAGAGGAGCUCCAGGACCUGCUGGACCCCCUGGAGACCCGGGACUGAUGGGCGAAAGGGGUGAAGAUGGUCCACCAGGAAAUGGCACAGAAGGUUUCCCCGGCUUUCCCGGAUAUCCAGGCAACAGAGGCCCCCCUGGUUUAAACGGCACAAAGGGCUACCCUGGCCUCAAGGGGGAUGAGGGUGAAGUUGGAGACCCAGGAGACGAUAACAAUGACGUUUCACCCCGUGGGGCCAAAGGGGCAAAGGGGUACCGAGGCCCAGAAGGACCCCAGGGACCUCCAGGACAUGUGGGACCACCUGGGCCAGAUGAGUGCGAGAUUUUGGAUAUCAUCAUGAAAAUGUGCUCCUGCUGUGAGUGCACAUGCGGCCCCAUUGACAUCCUCUUCGUGCUGGAUAGCUCUGAGAGCAUUGGCCUACAGAACUUUGAGAUUGCCAAGGACUUCAUCAUCAAGGUCAUUGACCGGCUGAGCAAGGAUGAGCUGGUCAAGUUUGAACCAGGGCACUCACAUGCAGGCGUGGUACAGUACAGCCACAACCAGAUGCAAGAGCACGUGGACAUGCGGAGCCCCAACAUCCGCAACGCCCAGGACUUCAAAGAAGCCGUGAAGAAGCUGCAGUGGAUGGCUGGCGGCACAUUCACAGGAGAGGCGCUGCAGUACACCCGGGACCGGCUGCUUCCACCCACCCAGAACAACCGAAUCGCUCUGGUCAUCACAGAUGGGCGCUCUGACACUCAACGGGACACAACACCCCUCAGUGUGCUUUGUGGCCCAGACAUUCAGGUAGUUUCCGUGGGCAUCAAGGAUGUGUUUGGCUUUGUCGCGGGCUCUGACCAACUCAACGUCAUUUCCUGCCAAGGCCUAUUGUCACAAGGCCGGCCUGGUAUCUCCCUGGUGAAGGAGAACUAUGCAGAGCUUCUAGAUGACGGCUUUCUGAAGAACAUCACAGCCCAGAUCUGCAUAGAUAAGAAGUGUCCGGAUUAUACCUGCCCAAUCACAUUCUCCUCCCCGGCUGACAUCACCAUCCUGCUAGAUGGCUCAGCCAGUGUUGGCAGCCACAACUUCGAAACCACCAAGGUCUUCGCCAAGCGCCUGGCUGAGCGCUUCCUGUCAGCAGGCAGGACGGAUCCCUCCCAGGAUGUGCGGGUAGCUGUGGUCCAGUACAGUGGCCUAGGCCAGCAACAGCCAGGGCGGGCAGCUCUUCAGUUCUUGCAGAACUACACAGUGCUGGCCAGCUCUGUGGACAGCAUGGAUUUCAUCAAUGACGCCACAGACGUCAAUGACGCCCUGGGCUAUGUAACUCGUUUCUACCGAGAAGCCUCAUCGGGUGCCACCAAGAAGAGAAUCCUGUUGUUUUCAGAUGGCAACUCACAGGGGGCCACAGCGGAGGCCAUUGAGAAGGCUGUGCAGGAGGCCCAGCGUGCAGGCAUUGAGAUCUUUGUGGUGGUGGUGGGACCCCAGGUGAAUGAGCCCCACAUCCGUGUGCUUGUCACUGGCAAGACCGCGGAGUAUGAUGUGGCCUUUGGUGAGCGCCACCUAUUCCGUGUACCAAACUACCAGGCCCUGCUUCGUGGCGUAUUCUACCAGACAGUCUCCAGGAAGGUGGCACUGGGCUAGAGGGCCGCACAUGUGGCUGUGCGCAUGGGGACACACUCUGACCGGCCUUCCUGCCCUUCCCACCACUGACCAAACAGGAGUAGGAAAUGUGACCCAAAUGUUCCUGACCAGCUGGUCAGUUCCACUGUCUUAGAGGGAAGGCUGAGAUGCACACUGUUGGCUUUGUAUAAUGUCCUCCGUGGCUCACCCGAGCGCCUGUCUAUAUUCCUCCCUCGAUUUGUGCUUGCUGACCUCCCUCCACAUCUGGGCUGCACCCAGUCAUCUCAUCUUCCUCCUCGCUGCCCCUAACCAUUUCCACACCAUCCCUGCAGCUUCUGUCUGUGUCGAGUCUUCCACACUCAAAGUGAAGCAAACCCUCACGUGAGCCCAGCUUGCCGGGUUACGGCUUUUAGGAAAAUUGAGAUCAAGAGCAUUUUCAAACACAAACGUGGAGGAGACCGCUCCUCUUCAUCAGGUGCUUGUCAGUGACCGACGUGGACCUUGGUCCUGGCCCUUAAGAGCGGCUCAGCAUGAGCAGCCGGAGAUGCUGGCUCCCGCCUCUUGUCCUUGCUCUCUGAGAGCAAAGGUGCUACCUGCAAGGGCCUCCUGUGCAGAGAGGCUUAGUCUGGACAGCUCACACUCGAGCGUCCUGUCAGAACCAGUCCAGAGCUCCUGCUCCUCACACUGGUGACUUGUCCUCCCUUUUGAAGACUUCCUUUAGUUAGUUUUGUCAUGGUCCCCCAUGCUCCCCUCAUCUGGCCCAAGCCAACUAUCUCUGCUAAUAAAGGUUUCCAUUUUU
Molecule: messenger RNA, 4016 nt
Organism: Peromyscus eremicus (cactus mouse)
Lineage: Eukaryota; Metazoa; Chordata; Mammalia; Rodentia; Cricetidae
Gene: Col6a1
Product: collagen type VI alpha 1 chain
Exons: 35
Coding region: 131-3238 (1035 amino acids)
Source: RefSeq, a predicted model, not a curated record